Messenger RNA from Cadophora gregata, 2820 nucleotides. RefSeq lists its product as uncharacterized. Gene Ontology annotation, molecular function: DNA binding; zinc ion binding; DNA-binding transcription factor activity, RNA polymerase II-specific. Lineage: Eukaryota; Fungi; Ascomycota; Leotiomycetes; Helotiales; Ploettnerulaceae. Gene Ontology annotation, biological process: regulation of DNA-templated transcription; DNA-templated transcription. Gene Ontology annotation, cellular component: nucleus. The transcript is spliced from 8 exons. The coding region runs from base 164 to 1879 and encodes 571 amino acids. The record is from RefSeq and is a predicted model, not a curated record.
AUCGCGGCCGCCGCAUCCGCUUCAUCAAUUCUGAGCAGCAACCUCAAUUUUGCACAGCAUAGGGCACUGCAUUGUCUUUUCGCAUUGCUUCUGACAGCCCUCCUUCCAGCUCGGCCGCGCGAGACCGCCUUAGUGUUGACUCUUCUAGCGACCUCUCUGAGCCAUGAAUUCAUAUGAGAACCAGAUCCCGAACGGUCAUGGCUUUGAGCCUAUGCCUGUCCAGUUGGCCAACCAAGCAUGCCUGUCUUGUAAGAAGCAGAAAAGGAAAUGCGACAAGGCAUUGCCAGCUUGCGCGCUCUGCAAUCGCAUGAACCGGGCCUGCGAUUACAGCGAUGCCACUCCUCCACCGACCAGCGAUGACUUCAAUGCUUUGAAGAUCAAAGUGAUGCAGCUUGAGGCAACCUUGCAUGGAAGACACAACCAAGCCACACCAUACACUCCUUCCUCGUCUAGUGGCCUAGCUACAGGUGAGAGCAUUGGCCACCAACUUCCUACAUACAAUCCACACCAAGAUAUUUCGUGGCAAACCGUGCAGAAUAGAUUCCCUGCCAUUGCUUUCUUGGAUGGAGACACGUUCAAAUAUGGCGGUGUCGUUGUACCUAAGCCUCUUGUCGAUAUCCCAGGGGAUGUUCUUCAACUUUUAGGCGACGCAUCCGAGAUACAAGAUAUCGUCACCAAAUACUUCGACACAAUCCAUAAAUGGAUGCCCAUUGUAUCUCACAAACGCAUGAACCGGAAUAUGGCCAACCCCAUGUGGGAAGGCGGGCCUGAUCUUGCUUUACUAUUUCUCUGUAUGAAGCUCAUUGUCUCCACCCCUCCAGAUGGUAUUGAGGCCUCCCAGAACCCACUCUACAUAUCUGCCAAGCGUUUCAUUGCUUUAUUGGAGGCUACGGGAACAGCAUCUUUGCAUGUACUUCAAGCGAAUCUCUUGGUCACAUGGUAUGAGCAUGGUCAAGCUAUCUACCCAGCUGCUUAUAUGACCGCUGGGUGGUGUGUCCGGUACGGUAAUAUGCUCGGAAUCAGUGGACACCCUGAGGCUGCAGAAAUCCUAGGACGUACUGGCACAUGGGUAGAACAAGAAGAGAGACGAAGAACCUGGUGGGGUGUACUCCUGGCAGACAGAAUCGUGUGCAUUGGUUCGCAGGGAUAUAUUCCAAACCCACAAGAGCCCAAGCCAGAAGAUGUACUUCCUGUUUACGACUAUGCCUGGGAAGCCGGUGAGAUUGCUUCUGCUGGCGAGCGUACAGUGGGUAUGCCUAUCGAUGUUACUGUUGAACCAUUCCCACGCCUCUGCCAAGUCUAUGUCUUAAUGGGCGCCGUCAUCAAGCACCAUCACGGUCCAAAACUUGCAGAUCAGAAAGACCAAUUUAUUGCGGCCACCCAGCUUUACUCGGAGAUCUCUAGCAUGAUCCUGAAGCUCACCGAAGAGUCCGCCAACGAUCCACUUGGUCUUGCAUCCCCUCUCGCCCUCGCCUACAGCACCCUCUGCGUCCUCUGCGACCGUUACUCCUGCCCUCAUCCACGGAAUUGUGCUCCUCCGUCCACUCAAGCAGCGUCAGAAAUGCAAACACAAGCCAUUGAAGGCCUCCGCAGUGUCUCAGCCAGCAUCAGAGAAUUCGCGACCCAACUCACAGAUGCCACACCUCAGCCACAAGAUCUCGACAGAGUCAGUCCUAUCAUCAUGGAUGCUCUGUAUUCUGCUGCGUCGAACUAUGCGUGGAUGGUGAGAGAGAGUGGGGAUGAGAAUUGCCAGGCUGCGCUGGAGUCACUGCGGAACACAAUGAGAAGACUGGGAGUUCGGUGGAGAAGCGCUGCGGAGUACUUGCGGAUAUUGGAGGCUCAGGAGUUUACUUUUGCGGUUGGUAGUGCUGGGUCAUAAGCCAAUUUUGGUUGUUCCAGGGAGCUGAGGCGUUCUAUACUCAUUCUUAUUUAUGGUCAACAGGGAGCUUGGCGGCGUUUGGAACCGCGAAAGGGAUGUCCUGCGGACCUGGAGCUCGUCUUUGCGAGGGUCUUCUUUGGCAUACAUGAAAGUGAGGUUGCCAGGCUAAACUGGAGUAUUGGAACUCAGACAGGUCACCAAAGUCGUUGAGCAUUUUACCCGCUACUGGCGGGUAGCAAAUUGGAUGCACGGCUUGUUCCAGCCCAAGUUCUUACUUUCCCUUGUCUUCCCCCGGUGUUUGGCAUUCCUACGGGUCCACAAGAGAAAGAUGCUGGAGCAAGAGAGCAAAAAGUCGAUGGUGUACUGAUAGUUGCUGAUGCAAACAAAUAUGAUGUACUUAGCCGAGUUAGACACUCGAUAGAAAACGACAAACAGGACGAUAUACUUGAGAAGGUUCGUUCAUCCCAUCCAAGGGAAGAUUAUCUGUACAGCCGGAGCUGCAAAUGAACUGUACCAGAGGCGAGUCUCAGGAGGUAGAUGGGAGUAUCCACGAUUUGCGACCACGGGGGAGGAAUAUACGACCUCCAUUGCGGAUCAAAGACCAGGAGUCGAAGAAACUCCUGUAGCUGAGGAGUUGUCGUCUUCUGAAGACAGUGGACUUCAUGGCUUCUCAUUCUCUGCAUCUGCAAACGAGAUUUCUGAUUUGUCCGAUCAACUUAUUCUAUUCGCUUCUCGUGUCUCUCUUUAUUGGUCUUUGGCAUGUUUCUCAAAGCGCCUUCUGGUUGUAAAUAACAGCAUCUCGUCCACACAAGGUCCAAGGAUAUAUACUACGUAAGGAGACAAAGACAGGAGAUGCGAAUGAAAACUAAUACUUGAUCUAAACCUACCUCAAUGUAGAGUCAAAUAUAGCGAAUACUGACAUCAUGACAUGAUUUCUCACA